AUGGCAGCUUCGUGGUCCUUGGUUGUGCGCCCGGCCGUGGCCCACACGGCCAUCCCGCUGCCAGCUGCUGUUGAGCGGCUAUCCCGUCACUGCGUGCGUCGUGUUUGUGACAAUGCGUCCACUCGUAAAUGGCACAACUCGCUUGGCUAUUCCCGUCGCACGGCGGCGUCGUCCGUGUCAGCCUCACCCUUGUCUUCCUCACUUGCCCUGACCGUGCUGCCCCGCCACGCCGCCAAGUCACUACAGCUCGUGCGCCACGCUUCGGUUUUCUCUGGCCCUGCGCCUUCCCAGCCGUCCUCCACCGUCCAGACUACCGCUGCAUUCUCCACCAAGGUUCUCCCACCGACCACGCCAUACGCCAAGCUCACUGUGGGCGCGCCUCGUGAGAUCUUCCCCAACGAGCGCCGUGUGGCCCUGACGCCACAGAAUGUCACUCUUCUCCUCAAGAAGGGCUACGGGCGCAUCAUUGUUGAACGCGGCGCCGGCGCCGAGGCUGGUUUCCUCGAUGCCACAUACCAACAGGCCGGUGCCACUAUUGUGGACAACGCUGCUGCCAUCUGGAAGGAGGCCGACAUUGUGCUCAAGGUCCGCGGCCCGACGCUGACCGAGGCUGGCAAUGCUCGUGCCGGCCAGACCCUUAUCUCAUUUAUUCAACCCGUUCAGAACAAAGAGCUUGUGGACCUUUUGGCUGCCCGCAAGGUCACCAGUUUCGCCAUGGACAUGAUCCCCCGUAUCUCUCGUGCCCAGGUCUUUGAUGCUCUUAGUUCCAUGGCCAACAUUGCCGGUUACAAGGCCGUCCUCGAAGCGUCCAACCACUUUGGCCGCUUCCUGACUGGCCAGACCACCGCUGCCGGCAAGAUCCCGCCUAGCAAGGUUCUCGUUAUUGGUGCCGGUGUGGCUGGUUUGAGUGCCAUUGUCACGGCCCGCCGUAUGGGCGCCAUUGUACGCGGUUUCGACACCCGGCCCGCUACCCGCGAACAGGUCCAGUCACUUGGUGCUGAGUUCAUCGAGGUCGAGGGUGUUGAGGAGGACGGCUCCGGCGCUGGCGGUUACGCUAAGGAGAUGUCCAAGGCGUUUCACGAUGCCGAGAUGAAGCUGUUUUCCGAGCAGGCCAAGGACGUCGACAUUAUCAUUACCACGGCCCUGAUUCCCGGCAAGCCUGCGCCCAAGCUGCUCCCAACCUACGUUAUUGACAACAUGAAGCCUGGCUCUGUGAUUGUCGAUCUGGCGGCGGAAGCUGGCGGAAACUGCGAGCAGACUGUACCCGGCCAGCUGGCCACGUACAAGGGCAUCACCAUUAUCGGUUACACCGACAUGCCCUCGCGCCUACCUACCCAGUCCUCCACCCUGUACUCAAACAACGUUACCAAAUUCCUGCUGUCCAUGGCUCCUUUGGAGAAAGAAUACGGCGUCGACUUUGCUGACGAGGUCGUCCGCGGUUCCAUUGUCACGCAAAACGGCGAGAUUGUCCCCACGGCUCCGCGCCCUGCGCCGCCACCACCGCCAGCCAAGCCCAAGGAGGCCGUGGUGGAGGAGGUCGUCGCCUUGACGCCCUUCCAGAAGGUGUCGCGUGAAGUCAGUCUCGUGACUGGUGGAAUGACCGGUGCGCUCGCGCUCGGUAAGCUGACCGGCCCGCUGUUUAUGAGCAACGCCUUCAUCUUCGGUCUGGCCUCGCUUAUCGGUUACCGCAUUGUUUGGGGUGUCCAGCCCGCGCUGCACUCGCCCCUCAUGAGCGUCACCAAUGCGAUUUCUGGUAUGGUGGGUGUUGGUGGCUUCUUCAUCCUCGGCGGUGGCUACCUGCCCGAGACCAUUCCGCAAAUGUUCGGUGCCGCAUCCGUCCUGCUGGCUUUCGUCAACAUCUCUGGUGGCUUUGUCAUCACCAAGCGUAUGCUCGACAUGUUCAAGCGUCCCACUGAUCCGCCAGAGUAUCCUUGGCUGUACGGCAUCCCCGCCACGCUCUUCACGGGUGGUUUCAUUGCCGCCGCGUCAACGGGUGCUGCAGGCCUUGUCCAGGCCGGCUACCUUGUCAGCUCGCUGCUCUGCAUUGGUUCCAUAUCCUCUCUUGCGUCCCAGACCACCGCCCGCAUGGGUAAUAUUCUCGGUAUCCUCGGCGUCGGCUCAGGUGUUAUUGCUUCGCUGCUGGCCGUUGGCUUUACCCCGGAAGUGCUCACCCAGUUCGCUGGCCUGGCCGUGGUUGGUGGUCUUGCUGGUCUCCUGAUUGGUCGCCGCAUCACGCCCACAGAUCUUCCUCAGACCGUCGCCGCCCUGCACUCCGUCGUCGGUCUGGCUGCCGUCCUCACCAGCAUCGGCAGUGUCAUGGCCGAUGUCAGCCACGCCAGCACGCUGCACCUCGUCACGGCCUACCUGGGUGUGCUCAUUGGUGGCGUUACAUUCACGGGCUCCAUUGUCGCCUUCAUGAAGCUCUCGGGCCGUGCUUCGUCGCGGCCGCUGAUACUGCCGGGCCGCCAUCUCAUCAACUCGGGUCUGCUGGCCGGUAAUGUUGCCACGAUGGGUGCGUUCCUGGCCAUGGCCCCCGGUUCGCCGACUAUUGCUGCAGGUGCACUCGCGGCCAACACAGCCAUGUCGUUCUUAAAGGGAUACACGACUACAGCCGCCAUUGGCGGUGCCGAUAUGCCCGUUGUCAUUACAGUGCUGAAUGCCUACAGUGGAUUCGCACUCGUGGCCGAGGGAUUCAUGUUGGACAAUCCACUGCUCACCACAGUGGGUGCAUUAAUUGGUGUAUCGGGUUCCAUUCUAUCGUACAUUAUGUGCGUAGCCAUGAACCGAUCACUGACGAAUGUGCUCUUUGGCGGCAUUGGCACAACGGCACCGGCUGCCGACGGCGAGCAGAAAAAGAUUGAAGGCACGGUGGUCCAGACGAACGUCGAAGAGACGGCCGAGAGUUUGGUGAAUGCCGAGUCCGUCAUUAUCGUGGUGGGCUACGGCAUGGCCGUCGCUAAGGCGCAGUACGCAAUCGCCGAGAUUACGCAGAUGCUUCGGUCCAAGGGGGUGCAGGUACGCUUCGCCAUCCACCCGGUGGCCGGCCGCAUGCCGGGCCAGUGCAACGUGCUGCUGGCCGAGGCGUCGGUGCCGUACGACAUUGUGCUGGAAAUGGACGAGAUCAAUGACGACUUUAGCGACACGGACCUGACGUUGGUGAUUGGCGCCAACGACACGGUCAACCCGAUUGCGCUGGAGCCGGGCAGUCCGAUUGCUGGCAUGCCGGUGCUGCACGCCUGGAAGAGCAAGCAGGUGAUUGUGAUGAAGCGUGGCCUGGCGAGCGGCUACGCGGACGUGCCGAACCCGAUGUUCUACAUGCCGGGCACGCGGAUGCUCUUUGGCGAUGCCAAGGUGACAUGUGAUGCCAUCAAAUCUGCCAUCGAGAGCAAGUAG
This is a messenger RNA of Sporothrix schenckii 1099-18, 3393 nucleotides long. RefSeq names its product NAD(P) transhydrogenase. Gene Ontology annotation, cellular component: mitochondrial inner membrane. The transcript is spliced from 3 exons. Gene Ontology annotation, biological process: NADPH regeneration; proton transmembrane transport. Gene Ontology annotation, molecular function: NAD binding; NADP binding. NCBI's taxonomy places the organism in Eukaryota, Fungi, Ascomycota, Sordariomycetes, Ophiostomatales, Ophiostomataceae. The coding region runs from base 1 to 3393 and encodes 1130 amino acids. The record is from RefSeq and is a predicted model, not a curated record.